This is a messenger RNA of Misgurnus anguillicaudatus (oriental weatherfish), 1972 nucleotides long. RefSeq names its product protein phosphatase 2 phosphatase activator (gene ptpa). Gene Ontology annotation, molecular function: peptidyl-prolyl cis-trans isomerase activity; protein tyrosine phosphatase activator activity. The record is from RefSeq and is a predicted model, not a curated record. Gene Ontology annotation, biological process: mitotic spindle organization. Gene Ontology annotation, cellular component: protein phosphatase type 2A complex; nucleus; cytoplasm. Lineage: Eukaryota; Metazoa; Chordata; Actinopteri; Cypriniformes; Cobitidae.
CCUUUGAGACAUACAGUAGGUGGCGGUAAUUCUCCAAUGGAGUAAGCGUCCAGUAACCGGAUGGAAAAGAAGAAGAAAAAGAGCCAGUGAGAGUUGAACGUGAUGUUUUCGUCUUCAUAUUAAACAUGGCGGAGACUGAGCAGCCGUCAGGCUCCUCUCAUGAGGAUCACAAGUCUCUCAAUCCUGCCAGCUUUAAAUUCAUGGUACCGAAGAAGGAAAUCAGUAUGGUACCUGAUAUGGGCAAAUGGAAAAGAUCACAGGCAUAUGCAGACUACAUUGGAUUCAUUCUGACCUUGAAUGAGGCUGUGAAGAGAAAGAAACUUACAUGCGAAUACCAGGUGUCUGAGACAGUGGAGAAGUUACUCGCGUUGUUGGAAACAUUGGAUCGCUGGAUCGAUGAGACGCCACCAGUAGACCAGCCUUCUCGCUUCGGCAAUAAAGCUUUCCGUACUUGGUAUGCCAAACUAGACCAGGAGGCGGAGUCUCUGGUCACUGCUGUUCUCCCAUCAGAACAGCAUGAUGCGGCUCCAGAGAUAGCUGUGUACCUGAAAGAGUCUGUAGGGAACUCCACCAGGAUUGAUUAUGGCACAGGUCACGAAGCUGCAUUUGCUGCAUUCCUCUGCUGUCUUUGUAAGGUUGGAGCUCUGCGCCCAGACGACCAGUUGGCCAUCGUAUUUAAAGUGUUUGACAAGUAUCUACGAUUGAUGCGCAAACUGCAGAAAACGUAUAGGAUGGAGCCAGCAGGAAGCCAGGGUGUGUGGGGUCUUGACGACUUUCAGUUUAUUCCCUUCAUAUGGGGAAGCUCACAGCUUAUAGACCACCCCACCCUGGAGCCCAAGCACUUUGUGGAGGAGAAAGUUGUAAAUGAGAACCAUCAAGACUACAUGUUUUUUGAGUGCAUUAAAUUCAUCAAUGAGAUGAAGACAGGCCCUUUUGCUGAACACUCUAACCAACUUUGGAACAUCAGUGAUGUUCCUUCAUGGUCCAAAGUCAAUCAAGGUCUCAUACGAAUGUACAAAGCAGAAUGUCUAGAAAAAUUCCCAGUCAUCCAGCAUUUCAAGUUUGGCAGCCUGCUUUCCAUUCAGCCAGUCAAACCGUGAGAGACGAGAAGAAUCCACACCUUUUCAGAGUGCACAACUAAAACUACGACUUCGGAUGAAACCAUCUCCAAUCCCAUUUACAAGCCUGGAUUCGGAUCCUGUACCCCAGAGGUGCUCUGUUUUGCUCCUGUAGAUCCACUACCUAUAGAGUUCAGUUCCAUUCGUCACCCUACCUGAUUAUAUUGAAUCGAACUAAACUCUACAGGUUAGUAGGUUUUCGGGGUCGGGAAUGAACUCCCCUGCUCUACACAAUCUACUAGAUAUGCAUAUAAUGCAGACCACAUUGAUUGUGAUUUUGCUCAAUACCUAACAAUUAAUGCAAUUAGUCUGUAUAUUUUCAUUGAACUGCUCCUGAGACACAUGCAGUAUGAUGAUACAUUUUCAUCUGCAGUUUAUAUUUAUUUAUGUGUAUAUAACAACAAAGCUCGUCACAAUGAAUAAUUAAAGGCUUGGUUUUCCUGUGUGCAGGAUCUGCAACAAAUGAACAGAGAUGUGUGUGUGUGUCUCUAAAAGCACUUCUGUUGAAGUUAUUAGUGUGAGUUGUGCAGUUAUCAAAGAUUGCUGAGGCUUGUGUUAGCUGUAAAUGAUUUUGCUAAAAGUGUCAUUUUACACAUAUAAGACAAGUCAGCCGUUUUAUUCUUGCAUUAUUUCUUUCUUAUUCCACUGAAAAAAAAAAUACAUCUGCAAAAUAAUGGCUUCGCUUUUAAAUAUGUCACGGAAAGCUUAAGUCGUAUGAGUUUUUACAACAAUAUGUAGCUAAUGGCUAGUCUUCCAUUUGACAAGUUUAAGCGAAAUAUAUUUUUUCCAGCCUUAUUUUAUUUCUAAACUUUAUUCUGUGUAAAUAAAUGGUUUGAGUUUGCUUCAGAAACGUC